Molecule: messenger RNA, 10455 nt
Organism: Epinephelus moara (kelp grouper)
Lineage: Eukaryota; Metazoa; Chordata; Actinopteri; Perciformes; Serranidae
Product: C-myc promoter-binding protein-like
Exons: 33
Coding region: 285-6266 (1993 amino acids)
Biological process (GO): regulation of Rab protein signal transduction
Cellular component (GO): ESCRT I complex; cytoplasmic vesicle
Molecular function (GO): protein binding
Source: RefSeq, a predicted model, not a curated record
AUCACAAACCAAGAUGGCGGCGGAGCGGACAGCCGGCACGGCACUGUGACUGACAGACAGACAGACGGACAGACAGACAGAAGCCUCGCUUGGUCGGACAGCUAACGGUCAGACUCCAGACAGAGAGACAGAAACACCCGCACAGGUCACUUCGCCUCUUUCGGUACCGACAGCGCUGUGAUGAAGCAGCACCGGUAGACGACACCGGGGGAAGUUGUGUGCGUGUGUGAGUGCGCGAGGACUAAUUUGACAUCCACAAGCGGGGCAGUCGGCGGGGAUGGGAGAUGAUGGAGGACAAAGGCCCUCGUGUAGCCGACUACUUUGUGGUGGCCGGUCUGACGGACCCGUCCAAGCCGUUGGACCAGGAGAUCCACUUUGAUGAUGUCUGCCACAAGACGGCCAAGCCUAAGGCGCCCAUCACCGAUGUGGCAGUGGUAGUCCGCUCCAUGGGCGAGGAGAUACCACCAGGGUUCACCUGCAUAGAGGAAACACCAACCGGCCAUUCGGCUGAUCUAAACAAUGGCGGCCUCAUGGCACCCCAGAUCUUCCUGUGCUACAGGCGAGGUCGGGACAAGCCUCCACUCACUGACCUGGGUGUGCUGUACGAGUGGAAGGAGAGGCUGAAGCAGGGCUGCCACCUCAUCCAGACCACACCCUCCGGUCGCCCAGCCAACAUCAGCGGCAACUCCUCCCAGCGCAUCUAUGUCACCUACCGACGGGCGCCUGAGAGCCAGCCGCACUCCGCCCUGGCCGUCACCGACAUCUGCAUCAUUAUUCCAAGCAAGGGAGAAACGCCUCCGCACACCUUCUGCAAGGUGGAGAAGAAUCUCAACAGCAGCAUGUGGGGCUCCUCUGUCUACCUGUGUUACAAGAAGUCUGUGGCCAAAACCAACACAAUAGCCUACAAAGCAGGUUUGUUCAGCAGAUAUCCAGAGGAGGACUAUGAGUCAUUCCCUCUGCCAGAGUCUGUCCCUCUCUUCUGCCUUCCCAUGGGGGCCACAAUUGAGUGCUGGCCAGCUAACACCAAAUACUCCCUCCCUGUUUUUUCCACCUUUGUCCUCACCGGAGCCUCCGGAGAAAAGGUCUACGGUGCUGCCAUUCAGUUCUAUGAGCCGUUUCCACAGGAGUGUCUGACUGAUCAGCAGCGCUCCCAGCUGGGUCUCCUGAACCCAGAUCCACCCAAACCCUCCUCCUCCAGCCGUACUGGAUCAGCCACCAGCAGCACCACUAACAGUACCGCUACAGCCCCGAGCUUGGUCCACACCAACAAGUGUAUCUGUCUGCUCUCCCACUGGCCAUUCUUUGACGCUUUCCGCAAGUUCCUCACAUUCCUCUAUCGCUACUCCAUCUCCGGCCCUCACGCUCUGCCCAUCGAGAAGCACAUCUCUCACUUCAUGCACAAAGUUCCCUUCCCUUCCUCUCAGAGGCCUCGCAUCCUGGUGCAGCUUUCCCCACAUGACAGCCUGAUGUUGAGCCAGCCAGUGUCUUCUCCUUUACCGCUCAGUGGUGGUCGAUUUUCCACUCUGCUCCAGAACCUCGGACCAGAGAACGCCGUCACAUUGCUUGUAUUUGCUGUCACUGAACACAAGAUCCUGGUCCACUCGUUACGACCCGCUGUACUGACCAGCGUCACUGAGGCUCUGGUGUCUAUGAUUUUCCCGUUCCACUGGCCGUGUCCAUAUAUCCCCUUGUGCCCCCUGGCGUUGGCUGACGUGUUGAGUGCCCCCUGUCCGUUCAUUGUAGGAGUGGACUCCCGCUACUUUGAUCUUUAUGACCCCCCGCCGGACGUGAGCUGCGUGGACCUGGACACAAACACCAUCUUCCACACUGAAGAUAAGCGAGCCCUCACAUGGAAGAUCCUGCCAAAGAAAGCCUGUAAAAACCUGAUGAAUGUGCUGAGUAAUCUCUACCAGCAGCUGGUUGAUGGUCAUCAGCGGCCCGAUGGACUGCUGGAGCUGAGCAUGAGUGAUUCGUCAGAGCUGAGCUGUGGGAAGAGCCUCCACACACUGGAGCUGGAGAUCCAGGAAGCCUUCCUGCGCUUUAUGGCAGCCAUUUUAAAAGGCUACCGCUCCUUCUUACGACCCAUCACUCAGGCACCCUCUGAGAAAGCCACAGACGCCAGCUCGCUUUUUGACUUGCAAGGAUUUUUGAAGAGCCGCGACCGCUCACACCAGAAGUUCUAUUCGCUGAUGACCAAAACUCAGAUGUUCAUCCGCUUUAUCGAGGAAUGCUCCUUCGUCAGUGACAAAGACGCCAGUUUGGCCUUCUUUGACGACUGUGUGGACAAACUCUACAAUUCAGAGCGGAGUGCAGACAAAGGAGGCAAGGUGGACAGUGACAGGCUGGAGGAGACCAGGCUGAUAGAGAUUGAUGAAUCUCAGCGCAGUGAGCACACAGUCUUUAUCACACCACCAGAGCUGCCUCCUCUGCCUGAGGGGGAGGAACAUCCACUCUGCUACAGGUACGAUGGUUUCCCAGUGUUGAGUCUUGACCUCUUUGACCCUGUGGAGGGCCUGCGGACCCCCUCCUCUCGCCUCACUGCCAGGCACAGCUGUCCCACCAGCCCUGCCCCCAUGUUCAGACGCACCAAGCAGGAGAUCAAAUCAGCCCAGAAGAUAGCCAAGAAGUACUCGUCUAUCCCGCAGCUCUGGUCUAAGUGCCUGCUCCGUCACUGCUACGGCCUGUGGUUUAUUUGUCUGCCAGCAUAUGUGAAGGUGUGCCACUCCAAGGUGCGGGCUCUGCGCACUGCGUACGACGUCCUCAGGAAGAUGCAGGCAAAGAAAUUACAGCCCCCUGACGAGGUCUGCUACCGGGUUCUGAUGCAGCUGUGUGGGCAGUAUGGCCAACCUGUCCUGGCGGUCAGAGUCCUCUUUGAGAUGAAGAAAGCUGGAGUCCACCCCAAUGCCAUCACUUACGGCUACUACAACAAGGCGGUGUUGGAAAGCACGUGGCCCUCUAGCACCAGAGGAGGAUACUUCCUGUGGAUGAAGCUGAGAAAUGUCGUUCUGGGCGUGGCACAGUUCAAACGGGCGCUGCGACGACAUGCUCCCCUCACCCAGAGCCCUCUGUCAGAUGGCAGUGACCUGGACGCUGUGAGUCACGGCAGCCUGGAUAGCUCUGCCGACACUAACCUGGCUGAGCAGGGCCCCUACACCACUGACUCCGCCAAAGUAGACCCCACUGACGAUAGAUCUAGCACAGGGGAUCAAUCAGAUUUGGGUUAUAACUCCCUGUCCAAAGAGGAGGUUCGGAGAGGAGACCCCACUGCUCAGGAGUCCGCCCCUGACAAAGAUGACAAGAAGGAGAGCGACUGCAGCUCCUUGUCAGAGACAGAGAGUGCCAAGGGGAGUAAAGACUGUCUCCCUCAGCUGGACAUAGAGGUUCAGUCCUUCAAACCCCGCGGCAUUGUUCGCAGCAGCUGUCCAUACGACGAUUCAUCCUGUAAACCCAAGAGCUCCGCCAGCGCAGGCCAUGUUGCAGGUCUCCUCUUCACUUCCUCCCUGGAUGAGAUUGGUGAGGUUCAUACCAACAGUUUGCUCAGGAGACAUAAGAGUGCUCUGGAAGAGGUGGUGGGCAGCGCCAGCAGCGGCUCAGCUCUUGACUGGCAGGGUGUGAGAGGCCUCCGGCUGAGCGGUGAUGCGGUGGGCAGCUGCGGCAGUGGCACCACUGUCCUCGGUCUGGGUAUGAGCCAGGGUGAAACUGACCCAGACAAAAUCGCAGGGCACCUGGGCGCAGACGUCAAAAUUCUUUCCGGUGCCAACUUCAGUAAGAGUAAGAGGCCUCGUUCAUUGGCUCUGGGCGGGUUAGAGGCAGUGGCGGCUAAGGCAGGUGCCUCCAGAUGUCAGGAACACAGGGAGGAGGACGAGGAGAGGGAGGGACAGGACUCCAGUGAUGAGGACAGAAGUAACACAGACGCCAUUUUUGACUUGGAGGACCUGGACUUAGACAAGCCUGCCACAGGGGCUGGCAUGAGCUCCCACAAACUGAGCAAAUCUCAUAAGAAACCUGUCGAACGCAGCAUCAGCUACGGUGGCAUAAGCUCUGUGACGUCCAGAGGAACUGUGAAGCGCACAGACAUACAGACAGGUUACGACCCACUAUCCCUGCUGGCAGCAGAGUCACAAACUGAGCAGCAAAAUGAGGAUCAGUACCCAGAGGGGGAAGGGGCCAGCACGCCGAGCGCCCGCAGGCACCUGGCCAGAGAGAUUGAGCUAUACAUGAACCACAUGGGCAGCCCGCUGAGCAGCCGUACACCCAGUCUGGAUCUGCCGGACCCAGCCAGCCCUCUCCUCCUCCACCCUUCCUCACUCUCUGCCCCCCGCAGAGCCAGCCUACCCCACACCUCCCCCCUAAGGACUGCUGGGAUGCCACGCUCCCGCACCUUCCACCCACCCUCGCCCUCCCAGCCCAUCUCACGCCAGCGCCUCUUGUCAUCUCCUUCCUGUCGCAGCUCUAGCACAACUCCCAGUGCCAGCCCUCGACCUAGCCCCUACAGGGAGAAGGCAGACAGGAUGAGCCUGGCGUCACCUUCGCCCUCCUCCUCCUCUUUUGCUCUGGACACUCUGCUCACACCAACGCUUGAUGUCUUUAAGACCAGCAUGGUCUCUGCUGGGAAGGGUGUGGCAGAGAAGGCAAGCCGCUGGUACUCCCGUCUCGCCACUUAUACCACACCUACCAAGGACGGUCACAGUGACCGACUGAGUGUGUCCUCUCUCGGUGUUGGAGAUCCAGACUGCUCUUCCCUGUUGGAUGAGGCGGACUGUGGGGAGUCAGAGGGCUCCGUGAUCUCUCCACCAAGGAAUGGACCCCGCAGGAGCCCCAGACGCAGCCCUCUCCGCAGCAGACUGGACAGCCCCCCUGCAGGCUCCAGUCUCGGGAGACCCUCAUCUCUGCUCCCUGAAUGUGUCCUCUCGCCCCCCGGCUUCCCUCUGCCAGAAAAGUCGGACCUCGGCUCGUCACGGUACACCAGCAACACCAGCAUCUUCAACAACUACGCCAUGGAGCUGCUGAUUUCCAGCUGCUCUCGCUGUAAGACGUGUGACUGCCUGGUGUACGAUGAGGAGAUCAUGGCUGGCUGGACGGCAGACGACUCCAACCUGAACACCACCUGUCCCUUUUGUGGAAACCCCUUCCUGCCCUUCCUCAACGUGGAGAUCAGGGAUAUGCGAGGACCCGGCAGGCUUUUCCUGAAGGGCAGCCCGUCAGUGGACGAGGCAAUGACCUCGUCGUACUCUGCCUCCACAGGUUUGGACACGGGGACGUCCACCUUGUCCACCCCCUGUCCUACAACUGCAGUCUUUCCUCCGUCCCCUGUGAUCGCUGUCCAGGAGUGCUCAGGGGCUGGAAGGACUCGAUCAACCAGGGCUCAAGGUAUCAACAUCCCCUCGGAGCGCCGGCAGGGGUCGCUGUCUCCCGGAGCGCCCAUGGCUCGCAGUGUCAGCGCCUUCGGUCCUCUGGACGAAGCUUCCCGAGUCAACCGCUGUAUGCCGACGUCAGGCAGCCUGCCCAGCCGUCUCAAUGAAGCCAUGGACCCGCUGAGUAUGGAGUGGCGGCUCCACAACCCCGAGCCAGUGACGGUUCCCUACCUGAGCCCGCUGGUGCUGUGGAAGGAGCUGGAGAGUCUGCUGGAGAACGAGGGCGACCCGGUGAUCACGGAGGCCGACAUGGUGGACCACCAUCCCAUCAUCUACUGGAACCUGGUGUGGUACUUCAGACGGCUGGACCUGCCCAGCAACCUGCCCGGUCUCAUCCUCACCUCUGAGCACUGCAACACAGACUCCCAGGUCCCUCGUCACUGGAUGUCGGAGGACAGUAAACAUGUGUUGAUCCAGAUCCUGUGGGACAACCUCAAGCUGCACCAGGACUCAAUCCAGCCUCUCUACAUCCUCUGGAACACAUACAAUGUGGGUUACCCUCUGUCCCGGCCGGUCCCGGAUGAGGAGAAGCCGUUCAGCGAGGAGUUACUGCAGAGUGUGGUGAGGAGCAUCCAGAGGAACGACGUCAGCCGGCCGAUGGCUCAGCUGCUGCAGCUGCUGGGUCAGACUCUUGGGGUCAAGAGGCAAAGGAGUUUGUACAGGGAUAUCCUCUUCCUCUCUCUGGUGGCUCUGGGAAAAGACAACAUUGAUAUUGAUGCCUUUGAUCGCGAGUACAAGUUGGCGUACGACCGCUUGGUGCCGAGCCUGGUGAAGCUGACCCAUAACUGUGACCGUCCUCCCAGCACGGGGGUCAUGGAGUGCCGCAGGACGUUUGGAGAGCCUUACCUGUAAACACUCACCUUCACGUACCCACACACACACACACACACCAGGAUGAACUCUCACCGCCCCACGUCAUCGCUUUAAGACGAGCUCAGGAAACCUGUUGGAAGACUGUGAAUGUUUUGAGAAAACUCUGCAAGCGAUCAUAAAGGAGCAGUUGACGACGCUCAGCGUUAUGUAGCCUGAAACAAUAAAAGAGUUUUACAGACUUGAUCUCAACUAAGUGAAGAUGGAAACACCACUCGUAUCGUUCAUCAACAACUUCAUCCAGUUUCUUUGAAUCCUGUGAAAAUGAUACAAAUAUACUGUAAAAACAGCAGUAGACGAUUUUUUUAAUGAAACAUUUAUAUUGUAUAGUCAUACAGCAUAUGAAGACUAAUAUUAGCAAUAUUUUAACUUGAACUCUAUUUAUACAAAGUAAGCUUUAUUUAUUGUAGUGUCUUCUUUUGUAGGGCGUUUACUGUUUUAUCGUUGUCGCUUGGCGUUUGAUGUUUAAACCACAGUGACCUGAACGCCAUGUCGCAGUAUGGAUUUAGUGUCUGUUGUAAGUGAUGACUAGGUUUCUGUGUGCUUUAUGAGUCAGGGCAUCAAAAAAACAAACAAAAAAAGGACAUUUAAAUUAGAGCUGCAGUGAUCAGUUAAUCCACAGAAAAUUAAUGAAAUAUACAGCAUGUGAUUUCUACUAUUAGGGGUCUCUCAAUCAAAACAAUAACGAAAAACAGACUUUGAUUUUGUUGUGAAGUAGCAGGGGAUCAUGGGAGUUUCACUGUUAAACAACCAUCGAUGAGAAUCUGACGUGACUCAGACAGAUUUCAUGUUCAGGAAAGAGUUAAUGUCUUUAAAUUUCAUUCACGCUACUUUUAUUCAUGAUUUAUCAUUUCAUUCGAAUGAAAUAGCCACAUGAGAUGUAAGCUAACGUAAUGCAAAGUUUCUAACAUUCCAUUAGAUGAGUCGACUAUCCAAACACUUCCUGUAGCUUGUCACAAAGCUCCCUCCAUCUUGGAAAAGUCACACUGAUAUUUCCCCUCGUUUUACAUCUCUUCUUGUCCCAUAAUCGUCCUGGGUCGUUUGGUUUUCUCGUUUGUUUGCGCUUUACAGGGACGGCUCUGGCAACAAAACACGUAGCAAACAGCAAUGAAUAAUUCUGCUGCAGUUUGAGUCAGACAGUGACCAAUAGCUGUGUCUCAAUUCAGGGGCCACAUCGUUGGAAGGCCGCAUCAGCCAAACCGAACGGUAAAAUUUAAUACUUGAGGAGAUGAUUCACUGCCAAAGACACCACCGUUUGAUAUACUUAACGCUGAUGGAUCGUUUUCAGAUAAACUUCUUAAAUUUAGAUUGUUUAAGCUGUGUGCUUGUAGCUAAUAGUAAUGUUAACAACAGUUAACCGUAACUAAUUCACAACUUCUCAGUUAAGGUAAUAUAUUAUCGUCACCGGCACGCAAUGCAAAGGGGAUAUGACGCCACUGACAGGCGACCAAAAAACCUUAUGGUUACUUGAAUAAAAUUACAUUUUUUCUUAGUUUGAACAUUGUUAAAAACAUCAGAAUAUUUAAAGUGCACAACAAAACAUAUACAGUAACAUAGGUCCAGACGUUUUUAGACAUUUUCAUGCAGAACUGUUACAGGCUAUACCUUUUAAAAGUUUUGUACUUUUGGUCUGACCAACCAAGAAAAUUCAAGACAUCACAGUGGGCUCUGAGAAAUUUAAAUUCUAUUUUUUCACUUUUUUUUUAAACGUUACACAGACAAAUCGACGGAAGAGAUCUGCAGAUGAAUUUAAAGGAAAAUCACGGUUAGUUGCAGCUCUAAUUUAAUUGUUUAAAACCACUUUUGAAUCUGCCUUUAAUGUUAGUCCAGUACCUGAAGAUAAAUGUCCGCUGUGCUGCCACACCUUCUGACAAUACUGCUCUGCAUAUGAUUUAAUUUUAAUGUAAAGUUUUCAUCCAAAACAAUACAUUUUUAGUUAGUGUUCAUAAUGAUGAUGAAAUAUUUAGUUUACUUCAGCGCUGAACCGUUUGUUAACAACAACAAAAAAAUCAGUGUUACUGUUGAUCGUCUUUUUACUAAAUGUGCCGACUGUUGGGAUGAGGCUCUCCAUCCAAGCUGAGAUUUAAGGUUAUGAGAGAGUUCAGUACAGUACGAACGGUUUGUUUUAAAUAUACAGAAGCUGCUCUGAAAAAACACAAAACCAAAAAAGAUGCCAGCACAGUCACUUUUCUGUCCGUGAUAAAUGAUUUCAGGUGAAUUAACACACUCAUAGACAGCCAUACUGGAGGUUUACAGUUGUUACAGAUAGGAAUAUGAAUGCGCAUCCAAACCAACGAUGACAGGUUCUAACCCAAAAGUAAGCAGAUGUAAAAUAUAAUGAUCUGUUGCAUCUCUCGAAACAAAGUCUGCCACAUUGCAACUAGGAAUUCAUUUGUCAUAGUUUUAACCAUCAUUUCUACACACUAAAAUAACAGCUCACACCACUACAACGAAAUCCAACAGGACACAAGAAACACAAACAGACGAUCAGAUGACAAACACGUUUAUCCGGAUGAUCUACAACACUUUGAUUUGGAGUUAAUCAGAAAGCGAGCACACUCAAUUUGUUUGUAAUGUUUUAGAAGAAAAGUUGCUGUCACAAGUUGUUGAGAGAUACAUCAACAUAUCCAGCCUCUGGUUCUGCAGCCACACGAAGUAUCUGAAUGUUUGUACAGUCACGUGUUCAGCCUGUGAGGGUAUUGAAUGAUUAGUUGAAGGGCCCACACUCUUCAGCCAAAGUGCUGAUGAGUUCUGGAUUAUUUUUCUGUGGUUUCUGUGAUUUCUCUAAGGUGUGUUAUUGAGCUAUUAUGGUAGUUAUUGUUUGUUUUUUUUAACAAUCAAACAUCUGUGUAUACACAUUAAGAAGUUCUGUAAAAAGCUCAUAGUGCAGCAGAGCUUUGGGAGAAUGUUUAAAAUACCCCCAAUGGUAACAUCCAUUUGUCUUUGUUUCAUGCACCAGCUUUGUCGAGGACAGGGAUUCUCAUUUCAGCGCCCACAGGAAAUACUAAUGAUGCAGUAACAAACAGUGGGAUAGAGUUUGUUUCCCAGUUAAUGUUUUAUUGUGUCAGCACUUAAAUGUGUGUUAGAGCCACAUUAAACAGAAUUUCUAAAUCCCACGGACUCUAGAGCAAAUCCAAUAUAACUUCCAAGUUUUAUAAAACAUUAUCAACACAUCAUGCUGCCAACUUAGCAUGCAGAUAGUCCUCUGUUUUCACGCACCAGAAACGCAGAAAGGACAAAAUUUAAAUCACAUUACUGUCCAAAUUUUUUUAUCAAACAAUGAAAAACAAUGCAGAGUCUCUGAAAAUUAUAUAAUUAUAUAAAUAUAUAAAUAUUCUGUGUUAAUGUGCUCUGAGGGGUUGGAUAUCUGUCUUAGGCGUAAUUCACAUGUACCAGUGUCUGUAAAAGGAUGGUAAGGAAAGCAGAAAUUCAUUACUGAAAACGCAAAACAAAGGCAUACAGAUCUGUUAAUGUAUAACUUCAUAUUGCGAAUGUUUACAUACUGAGGUUUGUAAAUGUGUUGAAAGAUGUUUCUUCUAGGUGCACAUAUAAAAAUCUCUGUACACAUUUGCACAUGUCUACUUUUACAUCUCAAGUUCAUAUUUUACUUCCAUUGAAAUGAUGGAAAUGAAAAAGAUAAUUGCUGCGGAUUGUUUGUUUUGAAGAGAUUUUGUCAAGAGAAAUAAAACCAAAUAGACUGUGGAUAGAACUGGAUUUAAGCAGUGUAACAACUUUUCAAUGUCACUGCACAUUAUUUGUUGUUUUGAUGUUUAUGUUGAUGAGAAACUAUGACUGAAACAAUGGUUGAAGGAGGACCCUCGAGUCUACACUCAUGAAGGUCUCAUGAAUGUCAACCGUGUUUGAGUUGUGGUUGAGGGAAAAAAAAAACUGGGAAAGUCAACAAGUUGCACUUUGACCCAGGAAAGGACACAUCGACUACGAUGUCAGCAGCUGGAGUAGCUGCCAAUCAUCUGUGGAUUUUUGUUGUGUUAAAAAGUUGUAAAAUAUGAAUGAUUUUGCAGAAUCUGGGGCCCUGUACAUUUUAACCAGCCCUUUGUAGAAAUCACAUUUUAUAACACGUGCAAAAGGUCCUUUUUAGAUGUGGUGAAGGUUCUGUACAGCGACCAGAUCUACAGGACUGUUUAACUGUAAAUAAAAUCACUUACACUCA